This is a messenger RNA of Piliocolobus tephrosceles (Ugandan red Colobus), 5872 nucleotides long. RefSeq names its product golgi associated RAB2 interactor 1A (gene GARIN1A). Gene Ontology annotation, cellular component: nucleus. The coding region runs from base 424 to 1068 and encodes 214 amino acids. The transcript has 6 exons. The record is from RefSeq and is a predicted model, not a curated record. Lineage: Eukaryota; Metazoa; Chordata; Mammalia; Primates; Cercopithecidae.
AGGAAGAGCUGGGAAGGUGGGGGCAGAUCACAUCAAUACCUUGGCGUUGGGCUGGGUCUGUGUGGAGCCCCAGAAAUGUUCCCCAGCCCAUUCUUCCCAAGAACCAAUGAGUAAAAUCAGGGGCCUCCCACCUGAGGUCAGGGAACCAGGCCCUGGAGUGGAACUUGGGGUGGAAAAUGGCCUUCUUUGUCAACUGAUUCAUUCUCCAGAAUUCAACUUGUUCUCCAACUCGGUGGUGUUUGAAAGCAACUUUAUCCAGUUGAAGAAGGUUUUCCAGAAGGGUCUUAAGCCAUUCUUUGAGAGACUGCUGAGAUUCUGGUCACUAAGCCCGGGAACUGGAGAAAUGUCUGUGAAGGGUCUGCCACCGUGAUCCUUGGGGUGACCUCCUCCGUGCCCUCCUUGCCGCUCCCCAAUGUCCUCCUGAUGGCCAAUGUUACCUGGCCCCGGGGUCCGUUUUCCACCUGGAGCACACCUGGUGAUGCCCCAGUCAUCACCCUCAGCAGGCUUCUCCCCCUGAAGUACGUGGAGCUGCGAAUCUACGACCGGCUCCAGCGCAUCCUGAGGGUUAGGACAGUGACCGAAAAGAUCUACUAUCUGAAGCUCCACGAAAAACACCCAGAGACUGUGUUUCAAUUCUGGGUCCGCUUGGUGAAAAUUCUGCAGAAAGGCCUGUCCAUCACCACCAAAGACCCGAGAAUCGAAUUCACUCACUGCUUGGUGCCCAAGAUGCCCACCAGCUCGACAGAAACAACACCUGAAAACAGCCUCCUGUCAUCCCCCCAGCCUAGCAAGUCCCUUGUGCUGCUGGCGGCUGAGCAGACCAGUGGCAGUUUCUCACAGCUCUCAGGAAAGCCCCAGCCCACAGCAGACAGGAACAAUGACACUGCCAUUGAAAUAGACAACUGCAGCAGCUACAAGAUACCCUCACCAGUGGCAUCUCCAAUCAAUUUGAAUAUACCCAUGAGAGCUGUCUUGAGCCACAGCCUCUGGGAACAAGAGGAUCCGGAUGAGCACUUUCUACAAGUUCCUGUAGCCAGUUCCCUAGGAGAGCACUUCUUGGGACCCUGACACCUAGGCAAAACAUGCUCUUCCUGGCAUGCGUGUACUUGUGCUUGCUACCACCUCUUAUAAUGCUCCCUUUCCCACUGUGAGCCAAGUGACCAUGGGAGAGGUAAGAUGGUGUUUCCAACACGGUGCUUCUGUGCUUCCACCAAUAAACUUCCAAGUGAGUCCCUAAUUGUUACAGGUUGUGCUAUAGGGAGGCUCCAGUUUGGGAAAGGACUGACUGAGAACAGGAGCAGUUUUUGGAAAAAUAGGUGGGAGAAGUUACUAUCUAUGUAUUAGUCCAUUCUUGCAUUGUUACAGAGAACUACCUGAGACUGGAUAAUUUUAUUUAUUUAUUUAUUUAUUUAUUUAUUUAUUUAUUUAUUUAUUUAUUUAUUUUGGAGAUAGAGUCUUGCUCUGUCGCCAGGCUGGAAUACAGUGGUGUGAUCAUGGCUCACUGCAACCUCCACCUCCUGGGUUCAAGCAAUUCUCAUGCCUCAGCCUCCCAAGUAGCUGGGACUACAGGCACCCAAUAUACCUGGCUAAUUUUUUGUGUUUUAGUAGAGAUGGGGUUUCACCACGCUGCCCAGGCUGAUCUCCAACUCCUGAGCUCAGGCCAUCCACUCACCUUGGCCCCUCAAAGGGCUAGGAUUACAGGCGUGAGCCACCAGGCCCAGCCUCGAGACUGGGUAAUUUAUAAAGAAAAGAGGCUAAUUGGCUCAUGGUUCCUCAGGCCGUACAGGAAGCAUGGCUGGGGAGGCCUCAGGAAACUUACAAUGAAGGCAGAAGACAAAAGAGAAGCAGACCUGUCCUACACAGCUGGAGCAGGAGAAAGAAAGAAGGGGGAGGUGCUAUACACUUCUAAACAACCAGAUCUUGUGAGAACUCACUAUCGUGAGAAUAGCAAGGAGGAAAUCCACCCCCAUGAUCCAAUCACCUCCUACCGGCCACCUCCUCCAACAUUGGAGAUUAAAUUCCACAUGAAAUUUGGGCAGGGAGACAGAUCCAAAUCAUAUAUUAGUCUGCUCAAUUGAAACCACACAAUAGCCAAGUAAAGCCAAGAAAGCCAGUCCAAGACUGGCUUGGAAAGGGCCUCUGAGGAGAGGAAAGGGCCUCUGAGGAGAAAUCAACUUUCAAAGGGGCAGGGGGAAAUAGAGGCCAAGCUACUACAAGCCCAAAAUAAAAGAAAUCCUGAGAAGGAUGGCAACCAGCUGGAAGAUUCCUUUGUGUUGCUCCAUUAUCUCAAGCAAGAAAUUUAGUCUUUGGCUGGGCACGGUGGCUCACGCCUGUAAUCGAAGGCUGAGGUGGGCGGAUCACUUGAGGUCAGGAGUUCGAGACCAGCCUGGCCAACAUGGCAAAACCCUGUCUCCACCCAAAAUACAAAAAUUAGCUGGACGUGGUGGUACACGCCUGUAGUCCCAGCUACUCAGGAGGCUGAGGCAGGAGAAUUACUUGAACCAGGAGGCAGAGCUUGCAGUGAGAAAAGAUCAUGCCACUGUGCUCCAGCCUGGGUAACAGAGCCAGAUUCCAUCUCAAAAAAAAAAUAAAAUAAAAUAAUAAUAAUAAUAAUAAUAAAUUAGGUCUUCCUCGCCUCACUCCCUGUGUUAGUGUAAAGCUAUGAAGGCUCCCCCUGGCCCAUACAACAUUUUGUUGCUAAUGAAAACAUGGUAAGGAAGAUAUUGACUGUCCAUCACCAGAAAUCCUGAUUGAUUUGACUGUUCCUACCCAGAACCUAAUGAAAGUGAACUGGAAAACAUGGCAUCUUUGAGUAUUGGGAAUGGGGCAGGAGCUUUGGCCAACCUUUGUACACGUAGGGAGUAUCUACAAUGAAAAUACCACCACUCCUUUUUUUAUUUUUAUUUUUUGAGACAGAGUUUUGUUCUGUUGUCCAGGCUGGAGUGCAGUGGUGUGAUCUUGGCUCACUGCAACCUCCGCCUCUCAGGUUCAAGUGAUUCUUGUGCCUCAGCCUCCCAAGUAGCUGGGAUUACAGAUGUACACCAUCAGCGCGGCUAAUUUUUGUAUUUUUAGUAGAGACAGGGUUUCUCCACGUUGGCCAGGCUGGUCUCGAACUCCUGACCUCAGGUUAUCCACCCUCCUCUGCCUCCCAAAGUGCUGGGAUUGCAGGCAUGAGCCACCACGCCCAGCCCCACCACGCCCAUUCCAAUAUUUAAUAAGUAUUCGUCAAGCUCCUGCUAGGGGCUAGACACUGCGUUUGAUGCUAAGUAUAUUGGAGAGAACAAGACAGCUGGACAAGUUACCUGCCUUUAGGGAGGUUCUGGGAGAGAUGCCAAGCCCUAUUUUGGAGACAUAGGGAAGCCAUUAAUGUUGACCUGAUGUCUGAGCCACCCAGCCUGCAAAUGAAGGCUGGAGGCCCUGCUUUCCAGCAUGUGUGGUUCACAUCCUGUGUGGUGCAGAGAGAAAGAACAUGGUUGCCCUCUCUCUUGUGCGUGCUCGGUUGGGCUGAGUAGUCAAAUCUGGCUGAAUUGAGUCAGAAAAGACAUCUGAGCUAAGAGGAUGCCUGAUGCUUGUUGGUUUUGUCUUGCCUCCAGUAAAAUUAAAAACAAGUUUCUUUGCAGCAUGUUACAAUCGAAUAAGCUGAGCAUUGUUGGUGCUAGUGUGGGACAUCUAGAAGCUGAAUUUAGAAGAGACUACUGUGCAGCGUGAUUGUACUUCCCAGUGCAUGCCUGUUGUCCUGGUAUCAUUAUUAAUACAUACCCAUUUCACCCUGAGAAGUGUCCCUCAGUGAAUCACAAAUCAUGUGGCCCCCCUCUCUAUAUGGCAUGCUUACAAACGUUUAAAAGGCUUGUCAUCCCCACUUCUUUGUCUUGGUUUAAGCCUUCAUCAGCCCUCCCCUAAACUAUUGUAUUAAUAGCAACCCCAGACCGGGCACGGUAGUUCACACCUGUAAUCCCAGCACUUUGGAAGGCCGAGGUGGGCGGAUCACAAGGUCAGGAGUUCAAGACCAGCCUGGCCAAUAUGGUGAAACCCCAUCUCUACUAAAAAUGCAAAAAUUAGCUGGGUGUGGUGGCACACACCUGUAGUCCCAGCUACUCGGGAGGCUGAGGCAGAAGAAUCACUUGAACCUGGGAGGCGGAGGUUACAGUGAGCAGAGAUGGUGCCACCACACUCCAGCCUGGGUGACAAAGCCAGACUCUCUCUCAAAAAACAAUAAAAUAAAAUAAAAUAGUAACCCCAAUUGGUCUCCCAGACUUUAUCAUCAUCAUCAUAAUAGUAGCUAACAUCUUUAGAAAUUUGCUCUCUUCCAAGCACUAUACUGACUUUACAAAGAUCACGUAAACCACACCACAAGCCAUUGAGAAGCAAAUCUUAUUAUUACAUUUUAUAAAUGAUAAACCAGAGCCACAGAGAGGUUCAAGAACUUGCUUAAGGUCACACAGGUAGGAAGUAGCAGAGCCAGGACUUGAAGCCAGUCUGUCUAACUUCAAAGUCCAAAUUACUCUUGAUGGCUCUCCAAUGUCUUCCCAACUCAUUCCCUUUUCAUACCCCUAACAGAGCAACCUUUUUGACACAUAAAUCUGACAGAAAGGACCAGGCGUGGUGGCUCAUACCUGUAAUCCCAGCACUUUGGAAGGCUGAGGUGGGCAGAUCACUUGAAGUCAGAAGUUUGAGACCAGCCUGGCCAACAUGGUGAAACCCUGUCUCCACUAAAUAUGUCAAAAUUAGCUGGACAUGGUGGUGCGUGUCUGUAGUCCCAGCUACUCAGGAGGCUGAGGCAGGAGAAUCUCUUGAACUGGGGAGGCAGAGGUUGAAGUGAGCCGAGAUCACUCCACUGCACUCUAGCCUGGACAACAGAGCGAGACUCUGUCUCAAAAAAAAAAAAAAAAAAAAUUCUGACGGAGCUUGCCCCUUAAUAAAACCAAACCCUUUGACAUGAAAUGACUAGGCUCCUACCUCUCUCUCCAGCCUCUCCACUGGCCACUGCUGCCACAGAAUCUUAUGCUCCCACCAUGCCAAAUUUCUUGUGAUUCCCUAAAUGCACCAUGUUUUAAGAUACUUCGAGGACAUUGUAUACACUUUUGUUCCACCUGAGAUACUUUUGCUUACUUUCUCCACCUAUUGCCCUCAUGACACUUACCUUUAUUGAUGGAUUUCUUCAAUGCUACUAUUGUGCCUUACAUGUGCCUUGUAUUACAGCAUUUUUAUAGCAUUUCUCACCCGAUUGUGGCUAUUUGUUUACAUGUCUGUCUCCCUGGUGGAACUAUGAACUCUUUGAUAACAGAUGCCAUUUUAUGUCAGACUUCUUUGGUUGCCAGUAAGAGAAGCUGACUGUAAUCUAAACCAAAAGGAAUUCAUUGGAUGGUUAUAGGUUGGCUCACAGAAUCAAAGGGACAACUGCAGAGCCAGUCUUGGAACACUCUGACACCAGAACAGCUCUGUGAAUUCAGAUAAGGGUAGUGAAUUGACCAUUUUAUCAAAUGCUACAGCAGGCUGGGUGGUUUCCCUAAAGGAAAUUGAGGUGUGUUACAAGAAGACCAAUAGGGGAACAGGUAUCUGGUGGCUGAUAAUAACAAAUUUCCAUGGCAGUCUCUGCUCUCUGUUGGAAGAGGUACUCCACCAUAGUCCUUGAGCAUCUCUACACAUUCUUGCUAAAUGUGUCAAAUUUCAAGUCCUAACUGUCCUCUGUCUCUGGGGGAGGGGACAGGUUUGGUUACUGUUCGUUGUAAAAAUUACUGAGCCUUUUGCCACGGAUGCCUCAGCUGUAUGCAAAACCCCUUGUGUUGCUGGGGGAUAGGGCAACUGGUACUGCCAUGCUGGUGCUCCUGCUGUUUGCUGUUGGCAAUAAACUAUACCGUUUUUGUUCAUUGAA